GCUCCGUGGAAGGGAGCCUAGCGGUAGGCAGCGGCUGCGAGUCCCCGAUACCGGGCGCCUCACAUUUCCGUGGCAUUCCCAUUUGCUAGUGCGCUGCCGCGGCCGCACGCCUGAUUGAUAUAUGACUGCAAUGGCACUUUUCCAUUUGACAUUCUCUCUCUCUCUCCCUCUCUCUCUGCCUCUCUCUCUCUCUCUCUCCCUGUGUCGCUUAAACAACAGUCCUAACUUUUGUGUGUUGCAAAUAUAAAAGGCAAGCCAUGUGACAGAGGGACAGAAGAACAAAAGCAUUUGGAAGUAACAGGACCUCUUUCUAGCUCUCAGAAAAGUCUGGGGAGAAAGGAGCCCUGCGUUUUCCCCCAAGCUGUGCCUCAGAUACAGUGAUGAUGGAUUGCGAGUGCAAACAGUAAGACGAAACUCCGGCAUACAAAGGACAAUGACAACCAGAAAGCUCCAACCAGAUCCUGCCCUUUCCUUGAAAGGGACUGGAGCCUAGGAGGUGAAGGCAUUUCCAGUUGUUAGUCCUUUGCCUCCCUCUGCUGUCCCUCUUGAGAAGUCUUCCCUCACAACAAUGAGAAAUCAUGUACUAGCUGCAUCCUUUUCUAUGCUCUCCCUGCUGGCGCUGAUGGGAGAUACAGACAGCAAAACAGACAGCUCAUUCAUGAUGGACUCCGAUCCUCGACGCUGCAUGAGGCACCACUAUGUCGAUUCUAUCAGUCACCCGUUGUACAAGUGUAGCUCCAAGAUGGUACUCCUGGCCCGGUGCGAGGGGCACUGCAGCCAGGCGUCACGCUCCGAGCCCUUGGUCUCCUUCAGCACUGUCCUCAAGCAGCCCUUCCGCUCCUCCUGUCACUGCUGCCGGCCCCAGACGUCCAAGCUGAAGGCACUGCGGCUGCGCUGCUCUGGGGGCAUGCGACUCACGGCCACCUACCGGUACAUCCUCUCCUGUCACUGCGAGGAGUGCAGCUCCUGA
This is a messenger RNA of Physeter macrocephalus (sperm whale), 970 nucleotides long. RefSeq names its product norrin cystine knot growth factor NDP (gene NDP). Lineage: Eukaryota; Metazoa; Chordata; Mammalia; Artiodactyla; Physeteridae. The transcript is spliced from 3 exons. Gene Ontology annotation, biological process: Wnt signaling pathway; positive regulation of DNA-templated transcription; Norrin signaling pathway. The record is from RefSeq and is a predicted model, not a curated record. Bases 569 to 970 code for a protein of 133 amino acids. Gene Ontology annotation, molecular function: cytokine activity; frizzled binding.